AUGGUGAAAUCACUUUUAGUGUCAGGUCUCUUUGCUGCGACGUCCCUGGCCGCGAGCCGCAUGACAGCUCCUGCCGGUGCGAUCGUCGUUGCCAAGUCUGAAGGUGAUUAUGACACGCUUGGCGCGGCCGUUAAUGCCCUGAACACCACCGAGACUGCGACGCAGACCAUCUUCAUCGAGGAGGGUACCUACGACGAACAGGUGUACAUCCCGUCGUUGGCUGGAAAGCUGAUCAUCUACGGUCAGACAGAGGACGACACCACCUACACUGGCAACCUUGUCAACAUCACCCAUAAUAUUAAGUUGGCUGACGUCGCUAAUGAUGACGAGACCGCUACCAUUCGCAACCACUCUCCCAACUCGUCCAUCUACAAUCUCAACAUUAUCAACUCUUGCGGCCAAGUCUGCCACCAAGCCUUGGCCGUGAGCGCCUACGGCAAUGGCCAGGGAUACUACGGAUGCCAGUUCACUGGAUACCAGGAUACCCUUCUCGCCCAGAGCGGAAAUCAGGUCUACGCCCACACCCUCAUCGAAGGUGCCGUUGACUUCAUUUUCGGCCAGCACGCCCGUGCCUGGUUCCAUGAUUGCGACAUUCGUGUCCUGAAGGGCCCCAGUUCUGGCUAUAUAACCGCCAACGGCCGCUCUUCUGAGACUGACUCGUCCUACUACGUGAUUCAUAAGUCCUCCGUCGCUGCCGCUGAUGGCAAUGAUGUCCCCUCGGGCACCUACUACCUCGGUCGCCCCUGGUCUCAGUAUGCCCGCGUUCUCUUCCAGAAGACUUCCAUGACUGAUGUGAUUAACUCUGCUGGUUGGUCUGAAUGGUCGACUACCCAAGCUAACACUGAGAAUGUUACCUUCGCUGAGUAUGGUAACACCGGCGCUGGAGCAAAGGGUACACGUGCUAGUUUCUCCGAGAAGCUGAGCGAGCCGGUUUCUAUCUCAACCAUUUUGGGCUCUGAUUGGACACAGUGGGUUGAUACUAGUUAUAUCAACUAA
Messenger RNA from Aspergillus pseudotamarii, 996 nucleotides. RefSeq names its product pectin lyase fold/virulence factor. The record is from RefSeq and is a predicted model, not a curated record. Bases 1 to 996 code for a protein of 331 amino acids. The transcript is spliced from 7 exons. NCBI's taxonomy places the organism in Eukaryota, Fungi, Ascomycota, Eurotiomycetes, Eurotiales, Aspergillaceae. Gene Ontology annotation, biological process: cell wall modification. Gene Ontology annotation, molecular function: pectinesterase activity.